AUGGAUGGAAAAAAUUGUUCUUCAUUGACUGAAUUCCACCUCUUGGGAAUUACUAAUAACCCUGAGAUCAAAGCAACCAUAUUUGCCACAUUUCUCGUCAUAUAUCUCAUUAUUCUUAUGGCAAAUCUUGGAAUGAUCAUUUUAAUUAAAAUGGACUCCCAGCUUCAAACUCCAGUGUACUUUUUCCUCAGCCACCUCUCCUUCUGUGACCUCUGUUAUUCCACAGCAAUUGGGUCCAAGAUGCUGGUGGACCUCUUAACAAAAGACAAAUCAAUUUCUUUCUAUGGCUGUGCUCUGCAAUUCUUCAUCUUCUGUGUCUUUGCAGAUUCUGAGUGUCUCCUGCUGGCAGUGAUGGCCUUUGAUAGGUACAAGGCCAUUAGCAACCCCUUGCUCUAUACAGUCAACAUGUCCAGCGGGGUGUGCUCCGUGCUCAUGGCUGGGGUUUACCUGGUGGGCAUGGUGGACGCUUUGAUACACACCACGCUAACUUUCCGCUUAUGUUUCUGUGGGUCAAAUGAAAUUAAUCAUUUCUUCUGUGAUUUACCUCCACUUUUCCUCCUUUCCUGUUCUGAUAUUCAGGUCAAUGAGUUGGCAUUAUUCACUGUUUUUGGCUUCAUUGAACUGAGUACCAUUUCAGGGGUUCUUGUCUCUUACUGUUACAUCAUCUUCUCAGUCUUAAAGAUCCACUCUGCUGAGGGAAGGUUCAAAGCUUUCUCCACCUGCACCUCUCACUUAACGGCUGUUGCGAUUUUCCAGGGAACUAUGCUCUUUAUGUAUUUCCAAACAAGUUCUGCCUACUCUCUAGAGCAAGACAAAGUGACCUCAUUUUUUAUACCCUUGUCAUCCCCAUGUUAA
Molecule: messenger RNA, 855 nt
Organism: Loxodonta africana (African savanna elephant)
Lineage: Eukaryota; Metazoa; Chordata; Mammalia; Proboscidea; Elephantidae
Product: olfactory receptor 5W2-like
Exons: 1
Coding region: 1-855 (284 amino acids)
Biological process (GO): G protein-coupled receptor signaling pathway
Cellular component (GO): membrane
Molecular function (GO): G protein-coupled receptor activity; olfactory receptor activity; odorant binding
Source: RefSeq, a predicted model, not a curated record